Molecule: messenger RNA, 591 nt
Organism: Orycteropus afer afer
Lineage: Eukaryota; Metazoa; Chordata; Mammalia; Tubulidentata; Orycteropodidae
Gene: PNOC
Product: prepronociceptin
Biological process (GO): neuropeptide signaling pathway; chemical synaptic transmission; sensory perception
Cellular component (GO): dendrite; neuronal cell body; plasma membrane
Molecular function (GO): opioid receptor binding
Source: RefSeq, a predicted model, not a curated record
UCACAUCCGAGGGAGCCUGGCUACGGACAGCUCUCAGCAUCUUGCUUCCACUCCUGCACCAUGAAAAUCCUGCUGUGUGACCUCCUGCUGCUCAGCCUCUUCUCCAGUGUGUUCAGCAAUUGUCAGAGGGACUGUCUGACCUGCAGAGAGAGGCUGCGCCCAGCUUUUGAUAGCUUUGACCUAGAGGUGUGCAUCCUUGAGUGUGAAGAAAAGGUCUUCCCAAGCCCUCUCUUGACUCCAUGCACCAAGGUCCUGACCAGGAGGUCCUGGCAGCUCAGCCCUACUGCCCCAGAGCACGUGGCUGCUGCUCUUUACCAGCCAAGAGCAUCUGAGAUGCAGAAUCUGAAGCGAAUGCCUCGCAUCAGGAGCCUGUUCCAAGUACAGGAAAACACAGAACCUGGCAUGGAUGAGACUGGAGAGAUGGAGCAGAAGCAGUUGCAGAAGAGAUUUGGGGGCUUCACUGGGGCCCGGAAGUCGGCUCGGAAGUUGGCCAACCAGAAGCGGUUCAGUGAGUUUAUGAGGCAGUACCUCGUCCUCAGCAUGCAGUCCAGCCAGCGCCGGCGCACCCUGCACCAGAAUGGUAAUGCGUAG